Lacerta agilis (Sand lizard) is the source of this 5564-nucleotide messenger RNA. It is a transcript of the gene PBRM1, whose product is annotated as polybromo 1. Gene Ontology annotation, biological process: chromatin remodeling. The record is from RefSeq and is a predicted model, not a curated record. Gene Ontology annotation, cellular component: RSC-type complex. Lineage: Eukaryota; Metazoa; Chordata; Lepidosauria; Squamata; Lacertidae. Bases 151 to 5289 code for a protein of 1712 amino acids. Gene Ontology annotation, molecular function: protein binding; chromatin binding. The transcript has 32 exons.
GGCGGCGACGGGGGCUGAGCGCGGCCGCGGCUGCAGGAGGCGGGGGAGCAGCGGCAGCGGCGGCUGGUUUUGCCUGUACUAAUACAACUGCUGAAUUGGUGCUUUAAGGAUUUGCCUUUUCUCAGUUUCUUUACUUGCCUAUCAGACAUAAUGAGGAGACUGGCUUUUCGUGGUGCUGGUUGUACUCUGAAGAAGUUGGAUUCCAUGGGUUCCAAGAGGCGAAGGGCUACCUCUCCUUCCAGCAGUGCCAGUGGAGAUUUUGAUGAUGGCCACCACUCUACAACUGCACCAGGCCCAAGUAGGAAGAGGAGAAGACUCUCCAACCUCCCUACAGUCGAUCCUAUCGCUGUAUGCCAUGAAUUAUACAACACAAUCAGAGAUUACAAAGAUGAACAAGGGAGGCUUCUAUGUGAGCUUUUCAUUAGGGCCCCCAAACGAAGAAACCAGCCAGAUUACUAUGAAGUGGUUUCUCAACCUAUUGAUUUAAUGAAAAUCCAACAGAAGCUAAAAAUGGAGGAAUAUGAUGAUGUGAACGUGCUAACUGCUGACUUCCAGCUGUUAUUUAAUAAUGCAAAAUCAUAUUAUAAGCCAGACUCCCCUGAAUAUAAGGCUGCCUGUAAAUUGUGGGAUUUAUAUAUACGCACAAAAAACGAGUUUGUUCAGAAGGGAGAUCCUGACGACGAUGAUGACGAUGACGAUGGCCAUGACAAUCAAGGGACAAUUUCUGAAAUAUCUUCUCCAGGUUAUUUAAAAGAAAUUCUGGAACAGCUUCUUGGAGCCGUAGUUGUAGCCACAAACCCAUCAGGCCACCUCAUCAGUGAGCUUUUUCAGAAACUUCCCUCUAAAGUGCAAUAUCCUGACUAUUAUGCAAUAAUUAAAGAGCCCAUAGAUCUGAAGACUAUUGCCCAGCGAAUACAGAAUGGAAGUUAUAAAAGCAUUCAUGCAAUGGCUAAGGACAUAGACCUGUUAGUUAAGAAUGCCAAAACUUACAAUGAACCUGGGUCUCAAGUAUUCAAGGAUGCAAAUGCAAUAAAGAAAAUAUUUAAUAUGAAGAAAGCAGAAAUUGAGCAUUCCGAACUGACCAAAUCAAGUCUCCGAAUCAGGACUGCAAAUUUGGCUGCUUCCAAGCUGACAGGUCCUUCCUCACAGGGUAAAGGCAGUGUUGUCGAUGACAGAAAUGCUGCUAAUAAAUAUUAUCGUAAUAAAAGAGCUGUCCAAGGAGAUCGUUUAUCAGCAAUAACCAUGGCACUGCAAUAUGGAUCUGAAAGCGAUGAAGAUGCUGUUUUGGCUGCUGCUGCCCGUUAUGAAGAAGGGGAGUCUGAAGCCGAGAGCAUAACUUCAUUUAUGGAUACUUCCAACCCUCUCUAUCAGCUUUAUGAUAUAGUUAGGAACUGCAGGAACAACCAGGGUCAGCUCAUAUCAGAACCUUUUUUUCAUUUGCCUUCGAAGAAAAAGUAUCCUGACUAUUACCAACAAAUCAAAUUGCCUAUUUCAUUGCAGCAAAUCAGAACAAAACUAAAGAACCAUGAAUAUGAAACUCUUGACCAUUUGGAAUGCGAUUUAAACUUGAUGUUUGAAAAUGCCAAACGUUAUAAUGUCCCAAAUUCUGCCAUUUACAAGAGAGUACUGAAAAUGCAGCAGGUUAUGCAGGCAAAGAAGAAGGAGCUAGCCAGAAGAGAUGAAAUCGAGGAUGGAGACAGUAUGAUCUCUUCUGCAACGUCUGAUGCUGGAAGUUCAAAAAGAAAAAGCAAAAAGAACAUAAAGAAGCAGCGAAUGAAAAUUUUGUACAAUGUUGUUCUUGAGGCACGAGAGCCUGGCACUGGCCGAAGACUUUGUGAGCUGUUCAUGGUGAAACCUUCCAAAAAAGACUAUCCAGAUUAUUACAAAAUCAUCUUAGAGCCAAUGGAUUUAAAAACAAUAGAGCACAACAUCCGCAGUGACAAGUACGCUGGGGAAGAGUCUAUGAUAGAAGACAUGAGGUUAAUGUUUCGAAACGCAAGGCAUUAUAAUGAAGAAGGCUCACAGGUUUACAAUGAUGCUCAUAUCUUGGAGAAGAUUCUUAAAGAAAAGAGGAAAGAGCUGGGACCUCUGCUUGAAGAUGAUGAGGUUGCUUCCCCUAAAUUGAAAUUAACUUUAAAUUUUGUUUCUCUAGGUAGAAAGCCUGGCAUCUCCCCUAAAAAAUCAAAAUAUAUGACUCCAAUGCAACAGAAACUUAAUGAAGUAUACGAAGCGGUGAAGAACUAUACAGAUAAGCGAGGGAGAAGGCUUAGUGCAAUUUUCCUGCGGCUUCCAUCUCGAUCGGAGCUUCCUGACUACUACCUGACAAUUAAAAAGCCGGUUGAUAUGGAGAAGAUCAGAAGUCACAUGAUGGCCAACAAGUAUCAGGACAUUGAUGCCAUGGUUGAAGAUUUUGUAAUGAUGUUCAAUAAUGCCUGCACUUAUAAUGAGCCAGAAUCCUUGAUUUACAAAGAUGCUCUGGUGCUGCACAAAGUUUUGCUAGAAACUAGAAGAGACAUAGAAGGAGAUGAAGAUUCUCACGUCCCAAAUGUAACACUGCUGAUCCAGGAACUUAUACAUAACCUUUUUGUCUCUGUAAUGAGUCAUCAGGAUGAUGAAGGCAGGUGCUACAGUGACUCCUUAGCUGAAAUCCCUGCUGUUGAUCCUAAUUUCCCAAACAAGCCACCCCUGACUUUUGAUAUCAUACGAAAGAAUGUGGAAAAUAACCGCUACCGGAGAUUGGAUUUGUUCCAAGAGCAUAUGUUUGAAGUGCUGGAGCGGGCAAGGAGAAUGAACCGGACGGAUUCAGAGAUUUAUGAGGAUGCAGUGGAACUUCAACAGUUCUUUAUCAAAAUCCGUGACGAACUCUGCAAGAAUGGCGAGAUCCUGUUGUCACCAGCCCUCAGCUACACUACCAAGCAUCUUCAUAAUGAUGUCGAAAAAGAGAAGAAGGAAAAGCUUCCUAAGGAAAUGGAAGAGGACAAACUAAAAAGAGAAGAAGAGAAGAGAGAAGCUGAAAAGAGUGAAGAUUCUUCUGGAGGAUCAGGACUGUCUAGUUUACACAGGACAUACAGCCAGGAUUGCAGCUUUAAGAACAGCAUGUAUCAUGUUGGGGAUUAUGUGUAUGUUGAACCCGCAGAAGCCAAUUUGCAACCUCACAUAGUGUGCAUUGAACGACUGUGGGAAGAUUCGGCUGGAGAAAAAUGGUUGUACGGCUGCUGGUUUUAUCGACCAAAUGAAACAUUCCACCUUGCAACGCGAAAGUUUUUGGAGAAAGAAGUAUUCAAAAGUGAUUAUUACAACAAAGUCCCUGUGAACAAAAUUCUUGGCAAAUGUGUGGUCAUGUUUGUUAAGGAGUAUUUUAAGCUAUGCCCAGAAAACUUUAGAGAUGAAGACGUUUACGUUUGCGAAUCACGUUAUUCUGCGAAGACCAAGUCCUUUAAGAAGAUUAAAUUAUGGACCAUGCCAAUUAGCUCUGUACGAUUUGUUCCUCGAGACGUGCCCUUGCCUGUGGUUCGUGUUGCCUCGGUGUUUGCGAAUACAGACAAAAUUGAUGAGGAAAAGCACACUGAAAUGUCUGAGGAUAUCAAAGUGGGAGACAGCGCCCUUAGCCUUGAAAAGGACAAAGAAGAUGUUCCAGUAGAAAUGGCAAAUGGAGAACCUGGGUGUCACUACUAUGAACAGCUUUGUUACAAUGACAUGUGGCUGAAGGUUGGGGAUUGUGUCUUCAUAAAAUCACACGGUCUAGUCCGACCACGAGUUGGCAGAAUAGAAAAAAUGUGGGUAAGAGAUGGAGCUGCCUAUUUCUUUGGUCCAAUCUUUAUACACCCAGAGGAAACUGAACAUGAGCCAACUAAAAUGUUCUACAAGAAGGAAGUGUUUUUGAGUAACUUAGAAGAGACCUGCCCCAUGACAUGCAUUCUAGGAAAGUGUGCUGUGUUGUCUUUCAAAGACUUCCUCUCCUGUAGGCCAACUGAGAUUUCUGAAAAUGAUGUUCUCCUCUGUGAAAGCCGCUAUAAUGAAAGUGACAAACAGAUGAAGAAAUUUAAGGGAUUGAAAAGAUUUUCUCUUUCAGCAAAAGUAGUAGAUGAUGAAAUUUACUACUUUCGGAAACCCAUAAUUCCUCAGAAGGAGCCAUCUCCCCUUCUGGAAAAGAAGAUUCAGCAGCUAGAAGCCAAAUUUGCUGAGCUGGAAGGAGGUGAUGAAGAUAUUGAAGAGAUUGCAGAAGAGGAAGGUGAAGUUACAGAAGCACCAACGAUGCCUCAGCUUCAGACUCCGCUUUCUAAUGAAUUGGAUAUAAUGCCAUACACUCCACCACAGUCCACUCCCAAGUCUGCCAAGGGCAGUGUAAAGAAGGAAGGAUCGAAGAGGAAGAUCAACAUGAGUGGUUACAUUCUAUUUAGUAGUGAGAUGAGAGCAGUUAUUAAAGCUCAGCACCCAGAUUAUUCAUUUGGAGAGCUCAGUAGACUUGUUGGAACAGAGUGGAGAAACUUGGAAGCAACCAAGAAAGCCGAGUAUGAAGAGCGGGCAGCUAAGGUUGCUGAGCAGCAGGAGAGAGAACGAGCAGCACAGCAACAGCAGCAGAAUUCCUCCCCCCGGGCAGGCACUCCUGUCGGGGCUCUAAUGGGGGUGGUGCCGCCACCAACACCAAUGGGGAUGCUCAAUCCGCAGUUGACACCUGUUGCAGGCAUGCUAGGUGGCUAUCCACCAGGGCUGCCAACUUUACAGGGCCCACUUGAUGGCAUUAUUAGCAUGGGCAGCAUGCCGCCACUUCACCCUGGGGUGCCUCCACCCCACCAACUUCCACCAGGCAUGCCAGGCAUCCCACCACCGGGUGUUAUAGGUCAAAGUGUUUCCUCCAUGGUAGGAGCCCCCUCAGCAGGAAGCCCUUUUGGACAGCAGAUGGGUAUCCUUGGUCCACCAGGUCAGCAAGCACCACCCCCCUAUCCUGGACAAAAUCCAGCAGCUCAGCAGGUCAUGCAGCAGCCAACAACUCCUAUGUUUGUCUCCCCUCCACCAAAGACGCAAAGACUUCUUCAUUCUGAGGCUUAUCUGAAAUACAUUGAGGGUCUAAGUGCUGAUUCGAGUAGUAUUAGCAAGUGGGACCAGACCCUUUCAGCACGAAGACGUGAUGUUCAUCUCUCAAAAGAACAGGAGAGCCGUCUUCCUACACACUGGUUGAAAAGCAAAGGUGCCCACACCACAAUGGCAGAUGCCUUAUGGCGCCUUCGAGACUUGAUGCUGAGAGAUACUCUUAAUAUCCGUCAAGCAUACAACAUAGAAAAUGUUUAAUCCUCUUUCGAUACCAACAUAUAAAAUUUUUGUGGAACAAUAGCCGUUUUAGUUAUUGGUGGGGGAGGGCAUACUGGUUUUAUUGCAUCUUACUGUACAUUGCAAGAUUGUUUUUUUAUAUAAGGACACUUUUAAUAAGCAUAUUUCACUUUUUGUUAUAUUAUGUUGACUUUUUUAAAAAAAAUAUACAGAAUUGUGCAUAUGGUUCUUUAACUUGGAAGAUGAUCUCACACUUUUGUUAUAAAUGCAAAAUAAGGUUACAUUAUUUGGCCUUA